UGUGAUCUCAUCGCUUCCAAUCUUAGCAGCUAAAGUAAUCAGCGCAUCAACCUUCCAUCCCCUGCCAUGUCCAGGACGCCGCCGUCCUCUCCCAUACGGCCUCUCUCGCCCCUCAGCCCCAUAUCCCCAUGGCCGUCCGUGCCGUCUGCAGACGAGUGUGCGAAUUCCGCCUCUGACACGCACGGCGAAGUCCUUCCCAACGCCACAGACGUCUACGCGAGUAUCGCCAUCCUGGGAACUUAUUUGUCCUUCGGGCUAUACCUGUUCUGGGCCGUCGUUCCCCCCAAUUGGGAAUGGACAGGAUGGCUCCCAGACAGAGAAUGGACUGUUAUUGUGCCUUGCUGGCUGAUGGUGGUCGUCCUCCUCGUCUACUGGACGUAUGCGGCCCUGAUCAUCUACAAUGCCCCGCCAUCUGAAUAACGUUGGAUUGUCUGUUGCAUUGCGAUCUUCGUCUUCAGACCAUGCUCUUUGGAAUGCUGGGACGGUAGAUUGCGGAUCACCCACGGGAGAUACGGUCUAAAGUCACAAAGACCUUGCAUCUCUGGAAAUGCGUGUGGAUCCCGGUACGAAAGUAUCAGCUACUGUCUCGCUUCCUUCCAUCUCUGGCGAACUGCAGGGGGAAACAUAAUGAUGAAAGCCUCGAGUUGUCAUCCUCAAAAGUAAUUAUUGCAUUGAUAUCAUUGCAUUGGAAUGUUUCAAUCUCUUUUAUACCUGCAUGCAUCCACCAAUUAGUCAUCAAC
This is a messenger RNA of Cryptococcus deneoformans JEC21, 740 nucleotides long. RefSeq lists its product as hypothetical. The record is from RefSeq and is a predicted model, not a curated record. The transcript has 3 exons. Bases 67 to 420 code for a protein of 117 amino acids. NCBI's taxonomy places the organism in Eukaryota, Fungi, Basidiomycota, Tremellomycetes, Tremellales, Cryptococcaceae.